Molecule: messenger RNA, 501 nt
Organism: Caenorhabditis remanei
Lineage: Eukaryota; Metazoa; Nematoda; Chromadorea; Rhabditida; Rhabditidae
Exons: 3
Coding region: 1-501 (166 amino acids)
Source: RefSeq, a predicted model, not a curated record
AUGCCUAUUACUCGUUGGGAUAAUCCAAAAGCUAAAGCUCCAGAGCAAGACGCAAUCAAGAAUUGGUCUCCAACCACCGAAAAAACCAUUGAUGAUUUUGUCAAGGAAGCUGCUAUGGAACCGAUUGAGAAGCCAAGUUUCCCUCAAAAAUCCGCGUACAAACGAAAGCGCGAGGAAAAGAAGGUCGAAUCACCAGAGGACGCCCAUAAAAGAAGAGUGGAGUGGCUCCACAAGCGUGCCAAGGAGAGUGCUAUUCCAACCGAAGAGGGGGCCGUUCUGAAGCCAUCUUUCAUUUUCAAGGACAUUGGGCCAUUCAUUGUCAACAUGUGCCUCAAUUGUAGAAUUUUCAACUCGACUCAAGAACCAAAAACAGUUGCUGAUGGAAUGGUUCAAAUGCCAAUGGCUCUCUGUACUGUAUGCCGUGCUCACUUCAAUCAUCAACGUGCUACAAAGUUCUUCCAUUUCGACCUCCCAUCAGUCAAGAAAAAUUAUAAUCUCUAA